AUGUCCGACAAGCAAAACGAAGACAAGCCCAAGGUUCUCGUCACUCUCGAGGAGGACGACGAGUUUGAGGAUUUCCCGGUCGAGGACUGGAACGAGGCCGAGUCCGAAGUGAAGCUUGCAUCCAACUCCAACACUCAGCAGCUGUGGGAGGAGGACUGGGACCACGACGACGCCGAGGACGACUUUUCCGCACAACUCAAGGAGGAGCUGAGCAAGACGAGGUAG
This is a messenger RNA of Yarrowia lipolytica CLIB122, 225 nucleotides long. RefSeq lists its product as uncharacterized. The record is from RefSeq and is a predicted model, not a curated record. Lineage: Eukaryota; Fungi; Ascomycota; Dipodascomycetes; Dipodascales. Gene Ontology annotation, biological process: double-strand break repair via homologous recombination; mRNA export from nucleus; proteasome assembly. Gene Ontology annotation, cellular component: proteasome regulatory particle, lid subcomplex; proteasome complex.